Messenger RNA from Phoenix dactylifera (date palm), 651 nucleotides. RefSeq names its product histone H4-like. The record is from RefSeq and is a predicted model, not a curated record. Gene Ontology annotation, molecular function: DNA binding; protein heterodimerization activity; structural constituent of chromatin. Gene Ontology annotation, cellular component: nucleosome. NCBI's taxonomy places the organism in Eukaryota, Viridiplantae, Streptophyta, Magnoliopsida, Arecales, Arecaceae.
AUGGAAGAGGAGGGGGCAAGGAAGCGGAUCGACGAGAGAAGAGAAAGGGAGCUCGUAGAAGAUGUCGGGACGCGGAAAGGGAGGCAAGGGUUUGGGUAAGGGCGGAGCGAAGCGCCACCGGAAGGUCCUCCGGGACAACAUCCAGGGCAUCACCAAGCCUGCGAUCCGGCGUCUGGCGAGGCGUGGCGGCGUGAAGCGCAUCAGCGGUCUUAUCUACGAGGAGACGAGAGGCGUGCUCAAGGUCUUCCUGGAGAACGUCAUCCGCGACGCCGUCACCUACACCGAACACGCCCGCCGGAAGACCGUCACCGCCAUAGACGUCGUCUACGCCCUCAAGCGCCAGGGCCGCACCCUCUACGGCUUCGGCGGUUAGGGUUAGGAAAAUAUAGUACUUUAGGCUAGAACUUCCCCCUUUACAUUUGGGGGCUACGGUUUGAUUGAGAUGGCAUGUUAUUGUGGGCUAAUUGAAUGAAUUACAUGGAAUUAGGGUUUCGGACGAUGUAAUCUUCUGGAGCGAUUAAUGAUAGAAAUUGUUGUCCGUAAAUUUCUUCUCGUCUCUUUAUUCUCGAACUUCUAUUUGAGCUAUUUUGAAGCUCCAACUUGUUAUUUGGGCCGAGUGUUUUACGAGACAAUAAAUUUUGUUUUUAAUGA